AAAUCAGGUUACUAGAUAUGAAAAGUUUUAAAAAAUUAUGAAUGGAUUUUGUUUUAUUUACGUUAAUUUAUUUUAUCGUCAAUAAACCGAUACAGAAAUGAGACGAAGUUGUGCUCCAAGUCAAAAAGGCCAGACUUCUUCCCCAACACCAGAUUCGCAAAACGAUCAUGUUUCAAAAGUUUUAAGAGAAUUCUCUUCCCCAAUUACGGUUUCACUUAAGAGAACUAGGGAUAAAUCUAAAGACAAUGUGCAGAAAAAACGGAAGUCAUUUUUGCUUAUGGAUAGUGAAAAUAAAAUUAUAUUUGUAUCUAAUCAUGAGGAUAUAAUUAAAAAGCUUUCUAAACCGUUUUCGUGCCCCGUCCCAAAUUAUGAAGGCUCACAAACCACUAAGAACUUGGGUAUCCGUAGGUCACAACCUAGAAGGGCAUUAUAUGAUCCUAAUAUGCCAAAUGUGUUAGUACUAUAUGAACCACCUCUUCAAAGUGAGCAUGAUAAAAUGAUGAACGAGAAAGAUAUUUUAGUUCAUGUUGUAGUUGACCCAAUGUUAGGGAAUAUAUUAAGACCACAUCAGAGAGAAGGAGUUAAAUUUAUGUAUGACUGUGUAACUGGAGUUCAAAUUCCUGGUUCGUAUGGCUGUAUAAUGGCAGAUGAAAUGGGUCUGGGAAAGACAUUACAGUGUAUUACCUUACUAUGGACUUUAGUUAGACAAGGACCAGAAGCAAAACCAACUAUUUGCAAAGGCAUUAUAGUGUGUCCUAGUAGUCUUGUUAAGAAUUGGUUUAAUGAAAUAAAUAAGUGGCUAGGUGGAAGAUUGCCAGCAUUAAUGAUAGAUGGUGGAUCAGACGUUAAAAAGAAAUUGACCCAGUAUAUGCAGGGACAGGGCAGAAUGGCCACACCGGUCUUAAUAAUAUCCUACGAAACAUUUCGAAUGCACGCUAAUAUACUGCACAGCAGUGAAAUUGGUUUGGUUUUAUGUGAUGAAGGACACAGGCUGAAGAAUUGUGAAAAUCAAACGUACAGAGCUCUUAUGGCUCUGAAUGCUAAAAGACGAGUUCUACUCAGUGGAACUCCCAUUCAAAAUGAUCUACUAGAAUAUUUCAGUUUAAUACAUUUCGUCAAUGAGGGGCUUUUAGGUACAUCAGCAGAAUUUAAGAAAAAAUAUGAGAACUGCAUUUUGAAAGGUCAAGAUUCUUUAGCUACACCAGAAGAAAGGAAAAAAGCAGUUGAAAAAAUUAAUGAAUUAACCACCAUUGUGAAUAAGUGUCUUAUUAGAAGGACAUCGGCCUUAUUAACAAAAUAUCUACCUGUUAAAUUUGAGAUGAUUGUUGUUUGUCAGUUGACUCCUUAUCAGAAACAAAUUUAUUUGAAUUAUAUUAAUUCUGAAGCCGUUAAACGUACAGUUUUGGAUGGUGAAUUAGGGGAGAAAACACCAGGCGGAACAAGUUCAUUGGCAAGCAUUACCACAUUAAAAAAAUUAUGCAACCAUCCAGACCUCAUUUUAGACAAAAUUAUAGAAGGAGGAGAAGGUUUUGAGAAAUCCAUAAAUAUCCUACCACCCAAGAGAGGUGACAUGGACGUGAGACCAGAACUAUCAUCAAAAAUGAUUGUUCUGGACUACUUCUUAGCCAACCUCAGGGCCAAUUAUAAUGACAAAGUUGUCAUUGUUAGUAAUUGGACUCAAACUUUAGAUUUAUUCGAAAAGUUAUGGACUAAAAGAGGUUAUCAAUAUGUGAGACUUGAUGGUACAAUGAGUAUAAAGAAGCGUGCUAAAAUCGUCGAAAGUUUUAAUAACCCAGACUCCAAAGAUUUUAUAUUUAUGCUUAGCUCGAAAGCGGGAGGUUGUGGCUUGAAUUUGAUUGGAGCUAAUAGAUUGAUUAUGUAUGAUCCUGAUUGGAACCCUGCCAAUGACGAACAAGCAAUGGCUCGCGUAUGGAGGGAUGGCCAACAGAAACCUUGUUACAUCUACCGCUUUUUCUGUGCUGGAACCAUUGAAGAGAAAAUCUUCCAGAGACAAGCUCACAAGAAGGCUUUGAGUUCUACCAUUGUCGAUAUGAACGAAGAGGCCGCCAGACAUUUUAGCGUAGCAGAGUUGAGAGAUCUCUUUAGGUUAGAGGAAACUGAAUCAGACACUCAUACCAAACUGAAGUGCAAAAAUUGCUUCAACAAAAUGUCAAUAAAGAACCCACCAGAUGACGCUGAUUGUACCGCGGAUUUGUCACUGUGGUACCAUUGUUGGGAUAAAAAGGGUCUAGCUGAUAUGGUUUUGAAACAAAUUUGGGAUAUGUGUCAAUACAUUUCGUUCGUGUUUCAUCAAAAAUCUGCAAAGCAAGAGGUGAAAGCAGUGAAAAGUUUUGAAGAAGUUGUUGAAGAAAAAGAGUCAGACUGCGAAAAUAACGAUGACAGUGAUGAUUCUGAUUAUUGUCAAUAAAGUUAAAUGUGUUUAUA
Messenger RNA from Sitophilus oryzae (rice weevil), 2445 nucleotides. It is a transcript of the gene okr, whose product is annotated as DNA repair and recombination protein RAD54-like. The record is from RefSeq and is a predicted model, not a curated record. The coding region runs from base 98 to 2428 and encodes 776 amino acids. Gene Ontology annotation, cellular component: nucleus. Lineage: Eukaryota; Metazoa; Arthropoda; Insecta; Coleoptera; Curculionidae. Gene Ontology annotation, biological process: double-strand break repair via synthesis-dependent strand annealing; reciprocal meiotic recombination. Gene Ontology annotation, molecular function: ATP binding; ATP-dependent chromatin remodeler activity; DNA translocase activity. The transcript has 11 exons.